Molecule: messenger RNA, 1913 nt
Organism: Brassicogethes aeneus
Lineage: Eukaryota; Metazoa; Arthropoda; Insecta; Coleoptera; Nitidulidae
Source: the annotation of a GenBank genome assembly
GAAACUUGGCAACAGGGCUGCACAUGCCGCCUGAAAUACGCCAAUUCGUCGUGCAGUGAGUGCAAUGUUGCUGAGCAAAAGAAUCGUGGAAAAAGUGAGGUUUUCGAAAAUAACAGGCCUGAUCGAGAAAGUAACAUGCUCGAAAAUAAACUGCCAAGUGAAGUUUCAUUCAACAAACGGGCUGGAAGAAGCUUACAAGGCUGUAAAACACAAAUGUCACUCUAAAAAAUUGCCGAAAGAUGUGAACCCGAAAGCGGUAUUUGCUUGCAAUGAGUUGGACUUGAAGGAAGUCAAAGUGUAUGGUUUUGACUAUGAUUACACACUGGCAUGCUACAAACCGUCGAUGGAUUACUUGCUCUAUAACUUAGGUAGACAAACUCUUAUUGAACAAUUUAAAUAUCCUGAAGAAAUCGGCAAGCUCGAGUACAAACCUAGAUUUGCUGUCCGAGGGCUACACUACGACAUUGAAAAGGGGGUCCUACUAAAACUCGACUCUUUUUUGCAAAUACAGUUCGGCUCUGUAUACAGAGGAUUGACGCCUUUAAGUAAUGAGCAAGUCUUGAGGUUAUAUAAGAAUCGUAUUAUACCUAUAGCCUAUGUUGAAGGACACACCAAGAAUGCUUCGUUAACAUUGCAGAACCCAAAUCACACGAAAAUGGUGCAAUUGGCCGACUUAUUUUCGGUCCCGGAAAUGGGACUUCUAUGCAAUGUUGCCGAUUAUUUCGAAAGAAACCAUAUUGAUUAUCACCCGGAAAUUUUAUUUAGGGACGUCAAGAAUUCCGUGAAAUUGUCCCACCCUAAAAUGCACAUACAAGUGUCCCAAAAUGUAUCUGAUUACAUUGAACCCAACUCGCAGUUAAGGCCGUUUUUUGACAGGCUCAAAAAAGCUGGCAAAAAGAUGUUUUUGGUUACCAAUAGUCCCUACAAAUUUGUCAAUAAAGGCAUGACUUUCCUCUUGGGAAGUGAUUGGAAGGAUUAUUUCGAUGUUUUGAUCGUGCAAGCUAGAAAACCCCGUUUUUUCACCGACGUUUCCCGUCCCAUUCGAGUUUUUGACGAGCAAAGUGGGACACAUAUAUGGGACAAAGUAAACAAGUUGGAAAAAGGGAUUAUUUACUAUGAAGGUACUGUAAAACAAUUGCAGGACCUCACAGGAUGGCGGGGUCAUCAGGUUCUUUACUUUGGUGACCACCCUUACAGUGACCUUGCAGAUGUGACCCUUGAACAUGGCUGGAGGACCGGCGCUAUAAUAACGGAAUUAACACACGAAAUUGCCACAUUAAACAAUGUGGACUUCAAGAAAAACGCUAAUUGGCUACAAAUGUUAACCCAACUGAUUGAGGAUAAUCAAGACUGUGAAAACGACGAGCAACAAAUGAUUUUGACCAAGUGGAUGAACGAACGUGAUAAACUGAGAAACGACAUAAAAUAUGUGUUUAAUCAACAGUUCGGCAGUGUAUUUCGUACAUAUCACAACCCGACGUACUUUUCAAGACGAUUAUUUAGGUUUGCGGACAUAUACACCUCAAACAUAGCAAAUUUACUCAACUAUUCGGUUAACCACACUUUUUACCCACGUAGAGGCGUGAUGCCUCACGAGUACAUCUCAUAUUUUGUAUAAAUAUUAAACAAAUAUUUAGUUCAUAAUAUUUUAGCCAAUGAAAAUAAUUGGAAUCUCAGUAUUCAUUUAUUUAGCUCUCUGCCAUAUAUAUAAAGUGCCUUUUUUGGCUGUGCGGAAUCAAAAAAAAAUAGGACAAUAAUGUGCCAAAUAAAAGUUUUUGUUAUUAUAUUUUUGCGGAUUAUUUAUUUAUUAUUUUAGGUUAAUUCACAAGCUUUAGUUAGUAUAUCUAUGUAUAGGCAAAUCUGUAAAUAUUAUUGUAUUAUAAUGAGAUUUGUGAUAAAAUGAUAUACCUGUU